Molecule: messenger RNA, 1411 nt
Organism: Panicum hallii
Lineage: Eukaryota; Viridiplantae; Streptophyta; Magnoliopsida; Poales; Poaceae
Product: homeobox-leucine zipper protein HOX2-like
Exons: 3
Coding region: 137-1018 (293 amino acids)
Biological process (GO): regulation of DNA-templated transcription
Molecular function (GO): DNA-binding transcription factor activity, RNA polymerase II-specific; sequence-specific DNA binding
Source: RefSeq, a predicted model, not a curated record
GCCUAUUUAUACACCCCCCACCGCCGCAUGCCAUUGCCAUCGACCAGCAUCUCGCGGCGCCAGCCAUUCCUCUCCCACCCCGUCCCGUCCUUUCCUCACUCAUACCACGGCGACGCCCGGGGAGAAGGAGAAGAGGAUGAUGAUGCCCCAGAGCGGCAGCCUCGACCUCGGCCUCAGCCUCGGGCUCACCUCCCAGGGCAGCCUCUCCUCCUCCACCACCUCCGGCGCGCUCUCACCCUGGGCCGCCGCCCUCAGCUCCGUCGUUGGGGACGUGGUGGCGAGGCGGGACGCGCACGCGCAGCAGCAGCACGGCGCCGUCGCCGCGGCGGCGGAUCCCGACCGCGGGGCGAUGCGGGCGUCCACGUCGCCCGACAGCGCCGCGGCGCUCUCCAGCGGCGCCAGCGGGGACAACAAGAGGGAGCGCGAGCUCGAGCGCACCGGCUCCGGCGGCGUACGCAGCGACGAGGAGGACGGCGCGGACGGCGCCGGCGGCCGCAAGAAGCUGCGCCUGUCCAAGGACCAGGCCGCCGUGCUCGAGGAGUGCUUCAAGACGCACAGCACGCUCAACCCCAAGCAGAAGGUCGCCCUGGCCAACCGCCUGGGCCUCCGGCCGCGGCAGGUGGAGGUGUGGUUCCAGAACCGCCGCGCCCGGACCAAGCUCAAGCAGACGGAGGUCGACUGCGAGUACCUCAAGCGCUGGUGCGAGCGCCUCGCCGACGAGAACAAGCGCCUCGAGAAGGAGCUCGCCGACCUCAGGGCACUCAAGGCCGCGCCCUCGCCCGCCGCGCAGCCCGCCUCCCCCGCCGCCACGCUCACAAUGUGCCCGUCCUGCCGCCGCGUCGCCGCCGCGGGCGCACCCGCUAACCACCAGCAGCAAUGCCACCCCAAAUCUAACGCCGCCGCCAACGUGGUGCCCAGCCACUGCCAGUUCUUCCCGGCCGCCGUCGACCGGACAGGGCAGAGCACGUGGAACGCCGCCUCCGCCGCCGCGCCGCUCGUCACCAGAGAGCUGUUCUAAGGUCGAUCGGAUCCAUCGAUCCAUCGAUCUCGCCAUGGCGACGUGAACCAAGUGUGGAAGGCGAUGGAUCGACCGAUGGACGGUUGAUUAGAAGGACAAGCUCCAAUUAGGAUCUCGCAGGUGGUGGCCGCAGUAAUUAAUAUCGAUUAAUCAGGAGAGGAGAUUUUAUUUUUUUCCGUUUCCUUUUUUCUUUUCUUUUCGAUUAAUUCAUCAGUUGGGUUUCUGAAAACGACGACGACGACGAAGAAUGAACAACAAACAAAGAUGGCUGUCUGCUUUUUCCUGGACGGCGUGUAAACCAGUUCACCUAAUCUGAUGGUUGGUGAAAUAACAGCGUGAUUGAUUGUACUAAUUGAUUGGUCAAGAAAGUUAAUGGAAAUCAAAUCUUUACAA